Messenger RNA from Closterium sp. Yama58-4, 987 nucleotides. Lineage: Eukaryota; Viridiplantae; Streptophyta; Zygnematophyceae; Desmidiales; Closteriaceae. The record is from the annotation of a GenBank genome assembly.
AUGGCGUCGGACCCAGCACCGUCCACGGACAAGUGGAUGAAUUUUCUGACGGAGGCGAAUCUCGACGACGACACCUACGUGCCCGGCGUGCUGCUGCCGUCGCAGCCGGCGUUAGAGCAGGUCGCGUGCAGCGCCGAGGGCGGCGGCAACACAGACGAAGGCGAAAAGGCGGGUUCCAGCAGCAGGAAGAGGUCGCGGGAUGAGGGAGCGAACACUGCUGACGUGUCAUGCAGCAAGGCCAACCGGGAGAAGAUGAGACGCGACCGACUCAAUGACAGGUUCCUGGAGCUGAGUCGAUCAUUGGAGCCAGGGAAAGCCCCCAAGGCGGACAAGGCGAGCAUCCUGUGUGACGCGGUGCGUGUGCUCACCCAGCUGCGCGCCGAGCGAGAGGCGCUCAAAGAGAGCAACGCGGCGCUGCAGGAGCAGAUCAAGGAGCUCAAGGCUGAGAAGCACGAAUUACGUGAGGAGAAAGCUCGCCUGAAGGCCGAGAGCGAGAAGCUUCAGCAGCACGUCAACGGCUCUGCUGCCGCCGCAGCAUCAGCCGCUGCCGCAGCUGCUACCCCCACCCACCCCGCCACUCCCACCGCCGCCAUCCCCGUCGCCGCCAUCCCUCUCCACCACUCUCCACCCACCACGCCCGGCACACCCAUGGCGUACCAGCCACACCCCCACGCUGCAGCCAUGCAUGCAGCUGCUGCGGCCUAUGCUGCUCAGAUGCAGCAGUGCCAGCAGAUGGCUCUCGGCACUCCCAAGGGGGCACACAUGGGAGGCAUGAACACUCCCAUGUCUGCACCCAUGCCCGCUCCCAUGACUGCUGCUGCUGUGUCGCACGCAGUGUCCCAUCCAGUGGGUCAGCCUGUGCCUCAGCCGAUGCAUCAGCCAGGGGUGUUUGCGGGCGGCCCGCCGCCCAUGGCCAUGUGGCAGUGGAUGGCGCCUACCUCAGUUGACACCUCGCAGGACCACAUGCUCAGGCCGCCCGUGGCUUAG